Molecule: messenger RNA, 4642 nt
Organism: Crotalus tigris (Tiger rattlesnake)
Lineage: Eukaryota; Metazoa; Chordata; Lepidosauria; Squamata; Viperidae
Gene: DNAJC27
Product: DnaJ heat shock protein family (Hsp40) member C27
Exons: 7
Coding region: 177-989 (270 amino acids)
Molecular function (GO): GTPase activity; GTP binding
Source: RefSeq, a predicted model, not a curated record
CGAAGCAUUGUUGGGGCUUUACUAGCCUUGUUGAACCGACUAUGGAGACGGAGAUAACGGAAGUAAGGACUGGAGCCGGGGCAUUGUGAUGGUGAUUUGCGCCAGUCUGUUGAGUUUUAGUCAGACCCCGUAAAGAAAGUGAGCUUCAGUCAGCUUCUCUAGUCUUACUCGCUAGGAUGGAGACGAAACGGAAAGAAAUGCGCAAGUCUUUAAGGAUCAAAGUAAUCUCCAUGGGUAACGCCGAGGUUGGCAAGAGCUGCGUCAUCAAGCGAUAUUGUGAGAAGAGAUUUGUGCCCAAAUAUCUUGCAACAAUUGGCAUUGAUUAUGGUGUCACCAAAGUGCAAAUUAGAGACCGAGAAAUCAAAGUGAAUAUCUUUGACAUGGCUGGACACUCCUUCUUUUAUGAGGUUCGCAAUGAAUUUUACAAAGACACCCAGGGUGUAAUCUUAGUGUAUGAUGUUGGGCAAAAGGAAUCAUUUGAUGCCCUUGACUUAUGGCUGGCUGAGAUGAAACAAGAACUUGGACCACAUGGAAACAUGGAAAACAUUAUUUUUGUGGUUUGUGCCAAUAAGAUUGAUUGUGGCAAGUUGCGCUGUGUGGAUGAAAGUGAAGGACGAUUGUGGGCAGAAAGCAGAGGAUUUCUUUAUUUUGAAACUUCUGCACAGACUGGAGAGGGAAUUAAUGAGAUGUUCCAGACUUUCUACUCAGCUAUUGUUGAUUUAUGUGAUAAUGGUGGAAAGCGCCCCAUAACCAGCACAAGCAACAGUUUCACUAAGGAGCAAGUAGACACCAUCCGGAAGAUUCGCAACAGCAAGGAUAGUUGGGAUAUGUUGGGUGUCAAACCAGGAGCUACAAGGGAUGAAGUAAACAAGGCCUAUCGAAAGUUGGCAGUGCUCCUCCACCCAGAUAAGUGUAUGGCUCCAGGCAGUGAGGAUGCCUUCAAAGCUGUGGUCAAUGCACGAACUGCCUUGCUCAAAAACAUCAAGUAAAACACAAGAAGAUGCAGCUUGUGCCAAUAGCAAGUGAUAUAGCUAUUCUGAGAGAGGCAUCAAGAAUUGCUCCUUGCAAAAGGAAGCAAGACCCAGAAAUUCCCUAAAGGCAAAUUUCCUUCAUCAUUUACUCUCAAAGCUGUUUUCUGUUCUACUACAAAUAGGUCAAUAUAGGAGACCUCUUUGAAUGCCUCAGGAACAGUAACAACAGUAAUACCCUGUCCUUUCUUUUCCCCUGCAAAAAAAUUGCCCAUAGACUGAGAUGACUCUAAAAUAUGUUACUUCUGUUUAAAUCACUUAUUUUAAUAUUGCUUAUUAUUUUCCUCAAAACCAAUGCUGAUAUUCAGCCUCUAAUGAAGCAAUUAGUUGUUCCUCUUUGUCCUACACUGGAAAUUAUUUUAUCCAUAUUUUUGAAUCACUUCAUUACUAAGUGGUUAAAGAAUUCCUGUUUUUUCAAAUAAAAAUUGGAAAAAUAUAGCAUAGUAGCCAGGAUCGAAGCACUAGUAGCCAUUAUGAGCUGUUGAUGGGACAGACAGUAACUCCUACAAAAUGAGUUAGGUGGUAAGUUGAUUUGAUCAUUAUUUGAGUCAUAUUGUUCUAGGCAUGUUUGUGUAUACCUCCCUGGAGUUGGCAAAGAAUGUAAUCUUCACCAGAUGUGAGAUUCAAUCACACAGAAGCUUAAUUUGUCUUAAUUUGUUUUCCCUUCCUCCCUAAUUGUAAAUUAAAUCAGGGAAGAAGGGAAGGGAAAAAGGAAAAGCUAACUGUAUAUACUGAAGUAUAAUUAACAGAGCCCCUGAAUUGAAAGAGACUAGGUGAAACAAACUCAGUGGUGGCCUGUUGAUUUCAUGAUUGGUACUAACAUGUUUGAUUGAUUGAUUGAUUUAUAUGCCACUGUGAUUUUCUGAACAGCUUACAUGCUUGUCCUAGAAGUAAAUUUAAAAACAUACAAACAAAUAAUUCCUUAGCAAGGAAUGAUACAAGAACUCCAUAUAAAUAACACCAUUACCCCAGUUAUAAAAAGGAACAACAUUUAUAGCAUAUUUAUAUUUUUUUUCUAAACUUAAAUGGGCAUUAAGUUAGGGGUAGGGUGGGGUGUGAUGCUAUUCCAAAGAAAGAAAUGAAGAAAACUCAACUGUAUUGAUAAGUGCUUCUUGGAUUUUUUGUUGAAAGAAUAUUCAGGCAAAAGGAUAACUAUUAAGCAAUACUUUUAACUCUUUUCUGGAAUUGGUGCUGGCUUGUAGAUCAUAGAAACAGUUUUUCAACUACCUAGAAUACAACCUCUGUCAUGGAGUUUCUCCAAAAACUGAUCUAACUUAGGAUACAAAUUAUUGAAAUUAUUUACCAUUCUAAGGAUCAUGGCAUAUUAUCUGACAAAAGAGAAAGAAUGCCUUAUGAACAAAUGGGUGAGUUGCCCAAAAAAUCCCACUUCAUGAAUUUAGGAAGAUUAUAUAGUAGUCCCAAAUACUGAAGAUCUUAGGCUUCAUUAAACUAAAAUUUGAGAAAUUCUGGAGAACAAAACUCUUUUAUAUGUAAUCAGUUAUUUAGCUGAUUUUUCUCAUGGUCAAAUGUAACAUAGUAGUUGUAAUGUGCAGUCAGACAUUACCCUCCAUCUAGCACCUAUUGCUAUUUAGAACAUCUCAAAAUAGUACAAAAAGUUAAGAUGGCGGUGUGCCUUGAUCUCUCUCUCUCUCUGAUUCUGUUUCUCCAGUCCCUGUGAAGGCCCAUAGGGAUUGGCAACUGUAUUACAUCGUAUAUUGGAAGGUAUGGGCGUAACACUCCUUUGGGAGUGUGUUAGAGGGUAGCAGUUGUACCUGAAAGUACAUAUUAAUUGAGAAAAUAACCAUCAGGUCACCGAGAGGUUUCAGUUUUCAGAAGGUUUUGAGAAUUUCCCUCCACAAGCCUUCUGUGAGUUCUUUGAGCCAAGGAAAGAGACGGUGUUCUCGGGAUGGACAUGGAGAAGUCCUGCAAGGCUGCCUUAUAAGAAAAGUCUCACUUGUGUGAAAACUAUCUAGCUUUUAAUCAAAAUACAGAAGGAGUAAGAUGCUUCACAGCCAAAAAACAAGUUUAUCCUCUCUGUAUGAAUAUAAAACACACAUUGCUGUGUGUGUGUCUGUGAUAGGUUUCUGUGAAUUUCUUCAAUAAUGUUCCUUUAUUUCCUGUCUUCUAGAAGUGAUAUUUAUUCUUCUGGUUGCUUGUGAAUGCUUUGUAAUGUCAAAUUCCUUUAAGCUACUGGAUAUGCUGUAUAUUCAUAAAUUGCACUUUUUUUUUGCGAUCUGGUUUGUCUAAAUGUUUUACAUCAUUAAUGUCCAAAUGAGUCCUAAGAAGGAAUUCUUGAUAACCUUUUCAUUCUUGAAAUUCCAUGUCCAGUUCUCCACCCUACACUGCUUAUAGCUUAUCGGAUAUAACAGUUUAGAUAUAUAAGAAGCUGCAGGCUUUUCUGGUAACCUAGGAUUCCUCUUUCUCCUGUUUGUAAAUACAGGAGCUGCUUCAAAGAAUAGGUAUCCUUGGGAAAGAGGUUUAAGAAACUGCUCACUUCUCUUUACAAGACAAUUUAAUCUCCCUUCCCCAUGCACUUGUGCUCUUAUGCCAAAUGGAAAGGGAGUAUUCCAGAAGGGUUAAAAUAGUACAUUGUUGCACAAUUAGGAAUUUGUAAAAUUGCUGCUAAUGAAAUUACAUUGCAUUCACUUUAUUUUAAAAUAGGUACCCUCCUUUGCAUUGAUUUUCAAAUUACAUAAUUUCUAAUUUGGUGUUUGUGUGUGAAUAGCUCAAAGCCUUCGAAGAAAACUCACUUUCAAGAAAAAAAAAUGGGAAGUUGUUGGGACAGAGUUCUUUGUAAUGUCUAUUAAUGUAUCAAAAUGCCAUCUUAACUGAAGGAGAGGGCAGUACUUAUAGAUCAGAACAUCAAAUAUUGGAAAGAUAACAGCUUGCUCAGAUCCUGUCCUGAAUAUUUGUCUGGACAGCAGCUUGUUGUAAUUUGUAAUGGUGGGGGCACAAUCAGCAAGGCACAUGAAAGGCAACAUUUUGCCAAAGCUGUUAUCCUCUGGGCAUGCCUCCUUUAAUUGCAGUCUUUAUUUAAAACACACAAACAUACAAUACACACACACACACACAUUUUUGUGCAAAAUAUUGCUUCCUAGUGCAGGCUUUGCUUCUGAAAAAAAUGGAACUAAUGUAACUGAAGGUAAUUAAGCUUCAGUUACAUAAUAGCAGGAAAUUUUUUCCAAUAUAUUUUCUGCUGUUCAGACUCCUAGACUUUCUGCGGGAGUACAGAAUUUGAGUGCACUGUAUUAUUUGGCAGAUUAUCACUUAAAUAAAAUGCCUGUAGGCAUAGAGGAUCUUUAAUGCUAAUUGAUAGAAAAUGCACUCCUGCCUGCUGUUCUAGCCAAGGCCUUAUGUACUUGAAAUCUCUGUAUUAAAUCUACUGUGUCAGUUGUUUAUUUUUAAAAUAUUUAACUGGGACUGAGACCCUUGUAUACCUUUCUACCUGUUGGAACUAUGGCAAAUGCAUUAGUUUGGAUGAGUGCUAACUUAAAACCACCUACCUGCUUUUACAGUUAUUUUAUAUACAGUAUUGAGCUUGAUGUUUCCUUAAAUGAAAACCUGGCCUGCUAUCUGCAUUUUGUAAUUAAAUCUAUGCUUGGCUGAAAAAUCAA